CAAAAAAUUACGUGACAAAAUAAUUUCGUGAGCCGCAUUCAAUUUUAGCAUACUGAUUUUCCACAGUUAGAUUGCCUUUAAAAGCUUAUUCUUUCAAAAACCAGUGGAAUACGUGUCUAAUGUCAAACAACCUCAUGAUAUACAAACUCCAUGCCCGAAAUGAGUUUUAUGAAAUGCAGAAAUGAUUCAGCCGCACAAGUUAUUGAAACUACUGGACGUUCUGACUAAAAUAUACUUACCACAUUUUGAUUAAUCUGGGAACGUUACCGAAGACAUGAGCAGUAGAGAAGAAUGCGGCAAAGCUUUUUCCUGCUUCCGGAAUGAAAGGCAUUUGCCGGGGCUUUGUUCCAAAAGCGACUGGGCGACUAUCACGCUUGAACUACUAAAUUAUAGCCAAGCGUCCAUGUGUUGGUCGUAACACACUGCACGCUAUAUAAGAAUCGACCACCAGCACGGAAUCCGUUGGACACUGCUUGUAGCAUCACUUGCAUCAGUUGCAUGUGAUCAAAUAAUGGAAAACUGCAACUAAAGUAGACGUUAAUCAGCAUCCUGGGGUCAUGGUACCCGUUCGAACUUUGCAACCACGCGACACAUUAUGCCGGGUCGUUAUCAUAGCCAUCGUCACUGCAUUCUCCUUGACUACUUUCUCCUAUAUUUUGUUUGGGAACAUCGACGGUCGGGUCGGCUGUCCUACUUGGCUCAUUUUUAUGACAAAUUAUAGCAAACCAAUGUGCAGUGUCAGCGGGUAUUAUGAUUCCAAAACGCAGCACGCCCGCCGUUUGCUGAUCUUCUACGAUAUGGAGCAACGCCUAAACGGCUCCAGUGCGCGACCGUUGUGCGGUGCACAGCCGGCCACGCUGAUUGGUCGGCGCAACAUUUCGCUGGUGGUACGGUCAGAUCAAAAUAUUUUAGCGGACAACCCUCUUGUGCAGAACGGAGGAGCGUAUCGGCCCAGCAGAUGCGAGCCACGGCACAGUUUUCGCUUGGCGGUGAUUGUUGCGUUUCGGGACCGCCAGCAGCAUCUGCAAAUCCUCUUGAACAAUCUUCAUCCAUUCCUGCAGCGUCAGCAGUUAGAGUAUACCAUAUUCGUCGUGGAACAGGCUGGAAAUGCAACGUUUAAUAGAGGUAAAUUGUUUAACGUGGGGUUCCGCGAGGCCGAAAAAUUCUUCGCGUAUUCUUGUUUGGUUUUCCACGAUGUCGACCUCUUACCCGAGAACGACGGCAACUCUUAUUCCUGUCCGCAAGAGCCAACUCUGCUUUGCAGCGCUAUAGAGAAAUUCAAAUACCUGCCACUGCCUGAUCAUCAUUUAGGCGGUGUGGUGUCCUUUAGCAGUCAGCAUUUUCGUCAAGUCAAUGGUUUUCCUAAUCUCUACUGGGGCUGGGGUGGGGAAGAUGAUGAUCUGAGCCAGCGGGUGCGCGCGCGUAUCGGCAAGCUUCGAAGAGCACCGCUGGAUGUCGGCCAGUACACAAUGAUUAAGCACGCAAGAGAUACCGGGAAUCCGAUAAAUCCGCAGCGAUUUACUAUGGUAGGAACCGCCGCGAAGCGUUUCGCCACGGAUGGCCUGUCCAGUCUAUCAUAUACCGUCAUUAAGUUGCAGCUGAAGCCAUUGUACACCUGGAUUCUGGUUGACAUUGGUCAGCCCAUUUAACAUUAUUGUGAAGAGCUUUUGUGCCAAAGCGGAACAUGCGCAAGAAUUGAAUGACCACCCUUUUCAUAGAAGCGUUGUGCCUGCUUCUAUCAGCAACAUGGACUUGCCGACUGCUUCAAUCAAGCUAGUGUCUGUACGCUUGAAACUGUUUCACAGGCAGUUUUGAUGCAUUUUCCCAAGGCAGUUUUAGCGCAGCCAGGAAUGUGAAGUUGCUUGUUUGUAUGCGACAAUCUGGUAUAUCUUGCACGAGUAGGAUGUAGACUAACAAUAAAAAAAGGCUUUCGCUUCGGGA
Paramacrobiotus metropolitanus is the source of this 1941-nucleotide messenger RNA. RefSeq names its product beta-1,4-galactosyltransferase 3-like. The coding region runs from base 558 to 1649 and encodes 363 amino acids. Gene Ontology annotation, molecular function: glycosyltransferase activity. NCBI's taxonomy places the organism in Eukaryota, Metazoa, Tardigrada, Eutardigrada, Parachela, Macrobiotidae. The record is from RefSeq and is a predicted model, not a curated record. Gene Ontology annotation, biological process: carbohydrate metabolic process. The transcript is spliced from 4 exons.